GCUCCUUCUUCCGGCGGAACCAGCUUGCGAUGGGUUACUGCUGCGUCAUAGCUGAGUCGUCACAUGGACUACCGGCUCUUCCCUCCAACAUUUAUUAGGGCUUAUGCGAAUGCGUUCCGAAUAGUCCUCAGCCAUGUAUUCAACAUCUAGCUCGCCAGCCUCCAUCCUCUGCGGGUUUUCGGCCUCAUCGUUGGCGCCGGGGUGCUCGCAGCAUAUGGGACCACGAGCGUCGACACGGGCUACGGACCGGACACGGAUUCCCGUGGCUCUGGGUGAUCCUCAUGACCGCGGUGACUCUAUUCCGGCAUGUCGAUCUCGCUGGGGAAAGUACGAUUUGCCCGUGCUGCCGGGGCGCGUCAAUGACAAAGCCGCCUUUGACGAGGGACCAGACGAGAAUGAGCCCGACUGUUAUCUCUCGCGCUCUCCAGCCGCCAUCGCAUGCUCCUGCACUCGGACGCCCCGUCGCAUUCUGGAGGACACCUGGGGUGGUGACUUGCCGAUCGAGUUGUACAGAUCAGUGUAUAUGCGUUUGAUUGAUCCAUUCAUUGUCACGGUCAAACCGCUGAGACCACCUCGCUGCUCUGAACAGCACGUUCGGCUCUCUACGGAAAAGGCAGAGCAGAAGACAGUGUAUUGCUCCUUGUGCUUGACACUUGCACCGCCUCACCCCCCACUCAACGAAGUGGCACUCAGGGUCGGCCUAGGUCCCGAGACUACCAUGCACCAUGACAUCGCUGAGAGGCUCCGGCGCCUCUGCUCACUGUUUUGUCCAGAACCAUGGCGGUAGGAGUGUUCCCAGUGCCGGCUUCCAGUGGUCUAACCUCGGAUUACUCGCUGGUACUUUUCACAUGCGUAACUAUGUCCUUCGUAUGUAUUCUCCGUCUCAAAGCCUCUCGCACUCACUAUGCAGCUUACCUUCGCGCGCGCCACAUCCCAGGCGUACUUUCCGACCUGUUGUACUUAUGUUGAGGUCGUCACACCACAGUCCAAUACCGCACGUCCUGCUCGUGUUCUUCGCAGCUUCCCUACUGUCUAUUCU
Fomitopsis serialis is the source of this 1039-nucleotide messenger RNA. RefSeq lists its product as uncharacterized. NCBI's taxonomy places the organism in Eukaryota, Fungi, Basidiomycota, Agaricomycetes, Polyporales, Fomitopsidaceae. Bases 134 to 787 code for a protein of 217 amino acids. The transcript has 4 exons. The record is from RefSeq and is a predicted model, not a curated record.